AUCUCAACACUGUACUCAAAGCUAAAGACAUUAAGUCUAAUUUUGAAACUAUAGAAAUUGCAAAGUUUGUGCAAAAAGAAAAUGUUUUGGUUACUUUAUCUGAUGCAUUUUAUUAUAUGACCAAUGCUGAUCUUGAAACAGAACAAACAACUGAACACAAAACAGAUCACAUUGAUGUCUAA
This is a messenger RNA of Dentiscutata erythropus, 182 nucleotides long. The record is from the annotation of a GenBank genome assembly. NCBI's taxonomy places the organism in Eukaryota, Fungi, Glomeromycota, Glomeromycetes, Diversisporales, Gigasporaceae.